AUGAUCGUUCAAGAGCCCAUACAGGUUAUCGUUUGGGAUUGUCUUAAUAAUUAUGAAUAUGACAAUGCUAUUUUCCUGGCAGAAAGAUUACACGCUGAAGUUGCAUCGGAAGAAACUGCAUUUCUAUUGGGUACUUGUUACUACAGAGCUAGACGUUUGAAUGAAGCCCAUUAUUUGCUACAAAAUAUACCACUUACAUUGCCACAGGCUCGAUUUCUUUUAGCUAAAUGUUGUGUAGAUCUAAAACUGUACAAGGAUGCUGAAAUUGCUCUAGGAACAAAUUUAGACAUUGUUGCCUCUGAGUUUGGGGAACAGGCACCCUACGCUCUGCAACUGCUUGCAAAAAUAUUUAAUACGACAGAAAGAAGAACAAAGGCGGCUGACGCCUCAAGGAAAGCGCUUGCUCUUAACCCUUUCAUGUGGAAAUCAUUUCUUCAAUUAUGUAACAUGGGUGAAAAAGUAGAACCUCAUCAGGUAUUCCAAAUAAACAAUGCUGAAUUUACAUUUGGUGUAUCAACAUUAGUUAAUCUAGUCAGUAAUUCAGAGAAUAUAUCAUUUGUUAAUAGUAACAUUCCUAAUAAUGCUAAUGUGAAUGCCAAUGUUACUCCGAAUAAUGUGUCAAAUCGUACACCGAUGACAAUGUCAACAAGCAUAACACCAGAGACACAGGCGCCUGUGAAAAGAAUGCAUAGUGUUUUUAGUGGAAUGGCCCCAAUACCGUUUUCACCAUCGUUUGGAAUGCUACCCAUGGAAGAAUCUCCUAUAUUAUACACGCCAACACUCACAGAUUCAAAUGAGCAGAAAGCUAUUCCAAAGAUUGUUAAUUCAUUAAGAGCACAUGUCGGCCAAUUGAAAGAUGCUGUGUUCAGCCCCGGUCCGAGAUGUACACUUGGACCGGCACCACGGAGAUCAUCUAGGUUGUUUAGCAAUAACAAUAGUAGUUAUUCAGUAAAAGAAAACAAUAAGUCACCAAGUAGGAAAUUUGUAGCACCAAAAAGCCCAAGAAAAAAUAAACAGCGGACAGCUAAAAAUAUCAAAAGCAACUCCGAGACCAACGAGAGAACUAAAAAUAUAGAAACAUUAACACCUACGAUAACGCCAAAGAAUACAAAUGGUGUAGCAUUGUUGAACCUGCUUAAAGAGUUAGGAGAGGCUUAUAAAUCUCUAACACUUUUAGAUUGUAAGAAUGCAAUUAAGUUAUUUCAAGAAAUACCGCCCAAGCAGCUAGCGUCGCCGUGGGUUCAAACUAUGAUCGCCCGAGCUCACUAUGAACUGGCACAGUACGACGCCGCGGCUAAAAUAUUCGCUGAAAUAAGAAAACAACACCCAAACAGAACUGAAGGAAUGGAUAUAUAUAGUACAUGUUUAUGGCAUCUUCAACGUGAAGCACAGCUAUCAGCUCUAGCGCAAGAAUUAGUCGAAUUAGACAAAAACAAUUCAAUUUCAUGGCUAGCAGCUGGCAACUGCUUCUCACUUCAUAAAGAGCGCGAAACAGCUUUAAAAUUCUUCAAGCGAGCUGUCCAAAUCGACCCCGAAGCAGCAUAUGCUCAUGCUUUAUUAGGUCACGAAUAUGCUGUAGCUGAGGAAACAGAUAAAGCGCUGACAAGUUUCCGAACGGCUGUAAGUAUUGAUCCUCGCAAUUACGUCGCCUGGUUCGGUAUAGCAACUGUUUACGCCAGACAGGAACGUUGGAAAGCAUCAGAGGUUCAUAUUCGACGAGCUCUUGCAGUACAUCCCCAUUCUGGUGUACUAAGAUGUCAGCUAGGUUUGGCACAAGCUGCUUUAGGUAAAAUGGACCGAGCGCUAGCCACUUUAGAAAGAGCCGUGGCAUUAGACACAGAAAAUCCUCUGUGCAGAUUUCAUAGGGCUUCAGUCUUACUCAGAGCGGGGAGACCUCAAGACGCCUUAUCUGACUUGCAUCAUUUGAAAGACAUCGCACCAAGAGAAUCGUUAGUUUAUUAUUUACUUGGGAAAGUGCACAACAAACUUGGAAAUUCCCACCUAGCCCUGAUGCACUUUAGUUGGGCUACGGAUUUAGAUCCUAAGGGUACUGGAGGACACAUUAAAGAAGGUUUUGACCCCUCCAAACAGGAAGACCCUCCGGAAAGAACAUCUUAG
Messenger RNA from Danaus chrysippus (African queen), 2118 nucleotides. The record is from the annotation of a GenBank genome assembly. Lineage: Eukaryota; Metazoa; Arthropoda; Insecta; Lepidoptera; Nymphalidae.